AUGGACGACAGGUCAACUGUGUCCACACCUCGAGCGAAUCGUGAAGGAAGACCAUUACGUCGCCGUGGUGUUUCGUUUAAUGUUUUACCAUUGCGCGACGAACCACCACCAGUAGCACCGUCUCCAACACCAAUUCUCGUUGAUUAUGCAUCGAUUCACGAGCGUACACAACUAAAUCUAAGUAAUUUUCUUCAUUCCGAUAAUCCAAUCACUUUUCUACUAUUCACAUUUUGGCGUACUAUCUGUUUAUUUGGCCAAUUGUUUAUUCUUCCAUUUAUGAUCAUCAAAUAUCUCUAUUUACUCAUGUUAAAAGUUUAUGGUGUACGCCGUGCAACGAAAUCUACGACUACAAGUGAUCUUUUUUCUAUCUCGUCAUCGUCUCAAAGCUCCGCAUCACAACAAAAACCUAUUGUUUGGAUCUUAACAGUGAUUGAUUACAUUAUUAUUCAAAUAUCGAGAUUACCCGAACACGCUCGACAUCUGAUCAAUUCGAUACGGAAACACAUCGACGGGACGGUUUCAAAGUCUUUCAAUCUGAUUGAUUCGUGUACGAGUCACCAACUGACAAGAACGUACUCGAUGUUUAAACGUUUAUUAUGGGAAAAAUCCACAGAUUUCCAUUCGAAAACAAUGAAAUAA
Messenger RNA from Adineta ricciae, 639 nucleotides. The record is from the annotation of a GenBank genome assembly. Lineage: Eukaryota; Metazoa; Rotifera; Eurotatoria; Adinetida; Adinetidae.